AUGGACUUCCAAAUACUCUAUGGGGCCUACGUCAGACCGCUCCUGGAGUACGCCAACCAAGUUGUCUACUCAGGACGUACAAAAGACGUCACACUCAUUGAGCGUGUCCAGCGGGCCGCCACGAGAAUGGUUGCCGGCCUCAAAUCCGUAAACUACGAAACGCGCCUCGCGAUGCUUGAUCUCUUUCCCCUGUGGUACCGUCGCCUCCAGGGUGACCUAAUUCUUACUUAUACCCUGUUUGAACAAACCUUGGCAAACAGGAUUUUACCAUUAACCCAGCAAACACAAGGCGGGGACAUACCGCGUAAAUCACAGCGUUCUCUGGAGCGCCUUGUCAAGGGCGCGCUAAUGGAGCUACGUCCGGGCCCGUUCGUUGGUGUUUCGGACAAUGCGUUAUUUGUUCCUCCGACCGUAUUCAGUGUUUACACCGACCUUGGAAUCAACUUCGUAUUCAGCUGGCAAGGCGACUGUCUACGUAUUCCUGGAGUCCUUGAUGGGACGCGGAAUCUGGUCUACUCAGCACCCACCAGCGCAGGCAAAACACUUGUUGCGGAAAUAAUUUUGAUGAAACAUGUCCUGGAAACUACCUCGAAGGCACUCGUGAUCUUGCCGUUUGUAUCUGUUUCUAGGGAGAAGCUGUUCUAUUUACAGAAGUUGUAUACUGGCCUGGGUGUUCGGGUGGGUGGAUUUAUGGCCGGCCAGAGUCCACCAGGGGGCUUGUCAACCGUUAACGUCGCCGUCUGCACAAUAGAAAAGGCUAACAGUAUGGUCAAUCGGCUUGUUGAAGAAGGAAGAUUAGAUGAAUUGGGGCUUGUUAUCGUGGAUGAAUUGCACCUAAUUGGGGAUACACAUCGAGGUUACUUAUUGGAGUUAUUGCUGACCAAACUGUUGGUUCACUCACGUCGGGUUCGGCAAGAGUCACAGGUGGAUUCAUCUUUAUUCUGUUCGCAGUCCCCUUUGGCCACCCAAUUAACUCGUAAGUUUAAGGGUGUACAAAUUGUUGGUAUGAGCGCCACUUUACCCAAUUUGGAACUUCUGGGCGAUUGGCUGGAUGCCGCAGUGUAUACUACCACGUUCCGACCGGUCCCUCUGACCGAAUUGGUCUUUUCACGCGAUUCGAGAACUUCCGUGAAUCAUGCUUAUUUGGUCGCUCGAUCUGACUCACCUCAAUCUCAUCACGCCCUUCGUAGUGGUUCGAAUCCUGGCUCAGAACGUUUGCAACCGGUUUCCACACCUUUGCUUGAUUCCCAGUUAAGCGCGGAGGCUCACUUGACUUCGGUGGACGAGGAUGGUGUGUUCAGUUUGUGUUUAGACACAUUACUCACCGGUCACGGGGUUCUCGUGUUUUGCCCAACAAAACAGUGGUGUGAACAGCUGGCGGACAGCAUGGCUAAGCAUUCCUACUUUCUCGCCAAAGAGGACGAAAACACUCGGCCACCCCAAACAGACGGGAAAGAUGACAUCACUAUGACCACGCCGGGGGGAAUUGAAUCUAUUGCCUUUCGCUUAGCUGCACGAUUGGAUCGAUCAGGCUUAAUGGGCUGCGUGGAGCGGCUUCGACAGUGUCCUGCUGGACUCGACCCAUCUUUGGCACGAUGCUUAGGUUAUGCGGUUGCCUUUCAUCAUGCAGGUUUGACGGUGGAAGAACGCGAGGUUGUGGAAAAAGGUUUUCGUAGUGGCAUAAUUCGCAUCCUCGUUGCCACAUCGACUCUAAGCUCUGGCGUGAAUUUGCCUGCUCGCCGUGUCAUAAUCCGGACUCCGCUUUUCCACGGCAAAAUUUUAGACUAUUUGUGUUACAAACAAAUGGCUGGACGAGCAGGCAGACAAGGUGUAGAUACAUCGGGGCAGAGCAUACUGUUGUGCAAACCGCGCGACUUACCUCGUGUUCGACAGCUAAUUAGUACUGGGAUGCCUCCGGUACAUUCGUGUCUGAUGGACGCUUUUGGGGGAUCGGCUGAGUCAACUUUUAAACGUGCUCUUCUGGAGGUUAUUGCCAAUGGAUUUAUCGUGAAUGUUGCCGAGGCCCGCCAUUAUCUGUCGAGUACACUGAUGGCGAAGGCUUUAUCCACAGCCACGUCACAGGAGGAUCCCAGUCCGGCUCGCCAACCACGCCGCAGAUCCUUACGUUUAUCGCAAACCAAAGGUGCCAUUACUUCCGUGGAAGCGUCACAAGUGUCACCUGAGGUACCACAGAAACUUUCAAAAUCUCCGUGGCGGCGAGAUCCCACCUUGUCAAAGGCGGAUCGCAUUCUGAAUCUUUGUCUCUCCCAGCUUUGUGAUCACGAUCUUAUUGUGAUAAACCGCUGCGCCAAUAUCGAUUGUACGCAGUGUCACACAGCGAAGAGUUCCAAUCAUUUGAAGACACAAAUCAUCCCAAAUUGCUAUCAGCUCAAGCCAACGGCGUUGGGAAGAGCCGUGUUAUCUUCAUCUCUGGGUCCGACACAUGGCCUCGUUGUUUUCGAAGAACUGGACAAGGCUCAACGUUCUUUGGCUUUGGAUACGGACCUCCACCUGAUCUACUUGCUAACUCCUGUCUAUCUGGACGUGGGCGCAGGACUCGAUUGGUUCCGUUACUUGGAGCACUAUCAAUCGCUGUCUCCGGCUGAUCGUCGCGUAGCCGAUUUGAUCGGGAUCGAAGAGCGCUUCAUCACACGUUGUGCGGCGGGCGCAUCAACCACUAGUAACACUAAUACUAGACAAGGUGCUUCAGCGUCGAAUUCCGAACGUGUGGCUCUUCACCGAAGAUUCUACACCGCACUCACCUUGUAUCGUUUGGUAUGUGAAGAUGGUUUGGGCACGGUCGCGGAGCAGUUCGGAGUUAAUCGUGGGCUAUUACAAAGUUUACAGCAGCAGGCAUCUACUUAUGCCGGAAUGGUUACUAUUUUCUGCAAUCGCUUGGGUUGGAUACAUCUGGAGCGUUUGCUGGCCGGCUUCCAAUCUCGAUUGUUCUACGGAGUUGCCGAAGAACUAGUGGAUCUGGUACGUUUACUGCCUCUGGUCAACGCUCAGCGUGCCCGUGCUCUGUAUGCUGGCGGCUACACCUCUGUCUCCGCCGUGGCUAACGCAAAACCACGAGACCUCUCUAGCUGUGGGUGGUCACGCUGGUUAGCAACAGUUGAAUUGAACAAUUUAUCUGAUAACGCUUUCUUUGACCUGUUGUAUUUCAUCGCCGUGUCUGUAAUCCACAGUGGUGAGCUGUCCGCGCAUGGGGUCCUUCAACGUCAAACAAUCAUGCUCGAUGACGGAAGGUACGUCGAUGAGGAGGAAGCCGCUCCCCUAAUCGUUCAAAAGGCUCAGAAUUUGUUGCAGCAGGAUUUGGUCGCAGUUUAUGGGACGCAUAUCGCUAUGCUUCCACCUACCAAUGAAACUAGAUCAUCCUCUCAAAGCAGCGUAUGUACGAAUAAAACUGAUGCGUCCCCAAACCAAUCUCAAUGUCCUACGUCAGUUGCGGUGAUGCGUACUUCUUUAACCACAAAUUCUGAGAAACGUUCACCGUCACCUCCAUUCAUCUCCAAUGAACUAACUGAAAAGCCCGUUUUGUCGCCGAGACGGGCGUUAUCUGAACCCGGUGUGCCGCAGCCCAAACGGUGCCGUUCCUCACCUGCUGGACGCUCGGAAGUGUCGUCGAAAAUUAUUUUUGACAGGCAAAUAGAACCUGGAUUUAUUGACCUUUCUCCCACACCCAAACAACCGUUGACCAAUAAUACACAGGCCGUCGACAUAGCUGCUCCGCAGAUUGCCGAUCCAACAUUUAUUUCUCAAGACGAAUCGUUUGUACUCACCACUCAACUUGUAGCGAUCGUUGAUAGCCGCAGUUCAAGUUCAGUAGACAUCCCGUUGACUGUAAGCCAACCGGUACAUGAUCAGUUGGACUCCCACAUCCCUAUUUCCAGGAUAAAUCAGACAGAUAUUGAGAUGAACGACACACUCACCCUUUCGAUGCUUGAUAAUGCGCUCGAUUUUGGAAAUGUUUCACUCAGAGAGCUCUUUCACAUUUCUCCCUCAGUGUGUCCGGUGGUCAAGAAGCAAGGACUCGUGGAAUAUUUGGCGUUGGAGUUGCACUCAUGCGCCUUUCUGGAUUGCACCCCAGUGAACAGUCGGCUUUUCGCCGUCUGGUUAUCCAGCUCAAUCAAGCUCAGCACCUCUCGACAUAAACAGAGGUCUGAUGCUGAAAAGGGUACCUUCCAUCGAGAGCUAUCCGGGCUCAUUCAUCAAGCAAAAAGCACUGACACUGUGAUCCUCGCAGGCGAUUUGAAUGCUCAACUCUUUCACAUUUCUCCCUCAGUGUGUCCGGUGGUCAAGAAGCAAGGACUCGUGGAAUAUUUGGCGUUGGAGUUGCACUCAUGCGCCUUUCUGGAUUGCACCCCAGUGAACAGUCGGCUUUUCGCCGUCUGGUUAUCCAGCUCAAUCAAGCUCAGCACCUCUCGACAUAAACAGAGGCCUGUGGACUGUGGCAUCCCAGACAGUCAGACGUUGUCACCUUAUUGUUCACGGAUUUUAGAGAACGCUGUUCUCCCGACAGCGGUCACUCGCCUGAAUGAUAUGUUACGGUCCACAUCAGAAAGCGUAUUCAAUAUUGUUGAAGUAACUCGAACGGAACCACUAUGGCACACUUUCGUGGGCGAUUUCAUCGAAUGGAUUCGGCGAUUCGACAAGUGCAGCUCCCACUUGAGUUCCAUCGCUGUUCAACCAUGUUGGAUGAUGGGAUCACCGGAUUUAUCUAUUUUACCCAACGCACCAAUUCCGUGCACUUGGCUCUCGGGUCCUGCCGGCCAUCCGUCAGUGGGAGGUGGCGUUGAUCUGAACUCUAACAAACAUCCUUUGGCCCUUACAUUGACUGGAUUGGCUGUUUCAUCCCAACUUCUCCUUCCCAAUACCGUAUUUUGGAUAGAAUUAGAUUCUUCAGGUGACCCGCAAAAAGUACAGCGCGCCCUCUGUCUGGAUGGCCUUCGAAGUAUCUUUACUCAUCUUGCACAAAGUCGGAUGAUGUUGGUUGCAUGGGACGCAAAAUGGUGGUUCCGUGUAGCCAGAGACCUUCUGGGUUUCGGGCAUUUGUCUGUAUUUGAUCCAGCAACCGCCGGCUGGCUUCGUGAUCCCGACCAGGGUCGUCCUUUGUUGUCUUCGGAAGUGCUCAGGUUGAAUCCCAAUAUGCAAGAACUUAUAGAGCAACUGAGACUGGCAGGCUUCAACACAGACUGGUCUAAUCUGGUCCCGGCGGAUUCCAAAGAGCCUUCCAGCAUAUGCCCUCCAAAUCGAAUGGUUGUUCUGAAUGGGCCGUUUGGUUUGUCUCAACACAUUAGCAUAGCAGCCACUCACUGCUAUCUGCUUGCUCAGUGGACUGAUCCUGACUUGUUCUGCAUGACUGAAGUACCCGAGAUUCUUUUGCAGUUGGAGCUCCCAUGUCAAGCUCUGUUAGCGCGCGUCGAAUCCACCGGUUUCGACUGGUCUAAUCUGGUCCCGGCGGAUUCCAAAGAGCCUUCCAGCAUAUGCCCUCCAAAUCGAAUGGUUGUUCUGAAUGGGCCGUUUGGUUUGUCUCAACACAUUAGCAUAGCAGCCACUCACUGCUAUCUGCUUGCUCAGUGGACUGAUCCUGACUUGUUCUGCAUGACUGAAGUACCCGAGAUUCUUUUGCAGUUGGAGCUCCCAUGUCAAGCUCUGUUAGCGCGCGUCGAAUCCACCGGUUUCGCUUCCGUCUUUUUCGCCCACCAGAAAACUACCACACCUGGGCGUAUAUCUCCCACUUAUGAUGUCUACACGGCCACUGGACGGAUUGUAUCCUGUUUCCCGAACAUCCAAGCUGUACCGAAAGACAUCGUUAUCGAUUAUACUCAGAUUCACACCCGUAAACCUCCAUCCGUGGGUACCUUUUGUCCAGCAGCCAACUCUGUCGCCGUUACUGCUGAGGAUUCCACCAAAAAUUGUAUAUCAGUUAGACUGUUGACUCCGUAUGUGCGUCAUCGGGCGCUGACAUCCUCAGGCAGCUCGAAACCAAUCUUUAAGCUUCGACGACCAGUCUAUGUGGCUGCCUUUAAUGUUCGAACUCUGAAGCAAACAGGACAACAAGCUGAUCUUGCAUUCACACUGGACUCCCUUGGCAUUUAUGUCUGCCGUCUCUCAGAAACAGGAAUUCAAGAUGCAAGCACAGUGAUUGAGAUAACCGCCCCAUCAGUCUCCACUCGCUUCCGGUUACGCACCUCUGGUGAUCCAGAGGCUGCUGCAGCGGGAUGUGCAGGGUUUGGUAUCGUCCUAAGUUACUGGGCGGAAGUGUCCUUCCUUGACAGGAUACCUACUGAUAGUCACCUCUGCGCGAUCCGUCUGGCAACGUCUGUGAAAGAGUCUCACAAGCGGGAAGUUGAUAGAUGUCUGUUUAUCGAGUCUGCCUACGCGCCAACCGACUGUAGCUUCGACGCCGUCAAAGACAGGCUUUAUAAAGCCCUGAAUGCCCUCCCGCGACGAGCUAAAAGCUCAGACAUCGUGGUGGUUGCCGGAAAUUUAAGUGCACAAGUGGGCAGGACGACAAGGGAAGGUGAGCUUGCGAUCCGACGGACCAAAGAAAUGGAAGAGGCCCAGAAAGCCGGUAAUACCCGGAGAUUAUUUCAGUUGAUCCGUGCGACCGGUCCCCGGAAACCACCCGUGAGUGAAACCAUAAAACAUCAGAAUGGAACGACCAUCUCGAACAAAGAAGAAUGCCUCGACCGGUGGGCUGAAUACUUCGAACAACAACUUUCGUGGCCACAAGCCGACACUCAUCUAGGGCCCAAACGUGAAGUAGAACCCUGGACGGUGAACGUGGAACCACCUACGGCCUCAGAGGUUUAUGACUGCAUAUGUUCUCUCAAGCGCCACCGAGCUCCCGGUCCGGAUGACCUUCUACCCGCACUGUUCAAAGACGGGGGUGAAGUCCUCAGUCAGCGCUUGUCCGAUCUGUUUGCUUGCAUUUGGAAAGAGGAGUCUGUCCCAGACACUUGGGGAGAAUCGAUGAUAGGGUUCAGCUUGACCCCGAUUGUAACGAGACUGUUGGCAUCAGUUGUGCUUCCUCGCCUCACAGUGGCUCGCGAGAUACUGACUCGAGAGCAGAAAGCGGGAUUCCGGCCUGGUAGGGGUUGCGUUGACCAAAUCUUCACACUGCAUCAGGUGCUAGAACAACGCCAUACGUAUAAGCGACCCACGAUUCUAGUAUUCCUGGAUUUCCGAGGCGCAUUUGACUUGGUUCAGCUUGACACGCUUGCCAACCAAUGCCCGCCCCGGAAGUUUUUAAACAUCAUACGUUCUUUGUAUUCUCAGACUUCCGGACAUGUUAUUCGUCCGCGGCGCGCUUUCCAGGCCUGUUCUGGUGGAAUCCUGGUAUCCGCUGAUUUCUGCCAAUUGGAACUGCGUCUCCUCGCUCACUUUAGUCGGGAUACAGACCUUCUGAAAUUACUCUCGAUCGAUGGGUCGGUGGAUGGUACGGAUAGCUCCUUACCACCUCCACCGGAACAAGAUGCUUUUCGUAAAUUAGCUGCUCAUUGGCUCCGAUUAUCAUCCACCCAUGAAGUAAGCAGCAACCAACGACAACAGGCGAAGCAAAUAUGCUAUGCCCUCAUCUACGGAAUGGGUGUCCAAGGUUUGGCUUCUCAAUUGAAUGUCCCAGAAGCGACUGCCCAACGUCUAAUGGAUAGCUUUAUGUACUCAUACCCUGUCGUUAAGCGUUCACUGGAGCUUUUGUUUUCAAACCCGAUGCAAUCUCUGUUGCACGUGGAACUUCAAGACAUUAUCUAUGCCUUAUCCUUUUCAUCCAACCUUAAAGGCAUUCAGCGGUUCAUAUCAGAUACCAUCCAGUCAGCCCAUCGUCUAGGUUAUGUCAGCACUUUACGAGGUCGCUUGAGACUACUGCCGGCAUUGGGCGAUAAGGAAUCGGGAAAUUCACAUGCUCAGCCACAACUAACUGUUCCUCUGCUGGUCCGCAAUGGCCCUUUGCAAACCCAGCAAUACUAUUCUAUCGCCAAAGCGGAGCGACAAGCAGUUAACACAGUCAUACAGGGUAGUGCUGCUGAAAUUGCGAAGGCCGCCAUGCUGGAGGUAGACGAAGUCUUGAUGUCCAACGAUUGGCAUGACAACUGCCGGCUGGUUCUUCAUGAACACGAUGAACUUGUUUACGAGGUCGUACCAGCCUCCCUUGGACCUGUUCUGGGUUCACUGAUUCGUCACACACUGGCUCGAACGAGCCAAACGCAUGGGCUGUCUGUCCCGCUUCCAGUCAAGUUAACAGCCGGUCGUAAUUGGUCAGAACUUGAGGAAGUCCUCUGGCCAAAUUCCUGA
Molecule: messenger RNA, 8298 nt
Organism: Opisthorchis viverrini
Lineage: Eukaryota; Metazoa; Platyhelminthes; Trematoda; Opisthorchiida; Opisthorchiidae
Exons: 30
Coding region: 1-8298 (2765 amino acids)
Biological process (GO): DNA-templated DNA replication; double-strand break repair via alternative nonhomologous end joining
Molecular function (GO): DNA-directed DNA polymerase activity; ATP binding; DNA binding
Source: RefSeq, a predicted model, not a curated record